Botrytis deweyae is the source of this 783-nucleotide messenger RNA. RefSeq lists its product as uncharacterized. The coding region runs from base 1 to 783 and encodes 260 amino acids. Gene Ontology annotation, molecular function: GTP cyclohydrolase I activity; zinc ion binding; GTP binding. Gene Ontology annotation, biological process: tetrahydrobiopterin biosynthetic process; tetrahydrofolate biosynthetic process. Gene Ontology annotation, cellular component: cytoplasm. NCBI's taxonomy places the organism in Eukaryota, Fungi, Ascomycota, Leotiomycetes, Helotiales, Sclerotiniaceae. The record is from RefSeq and is a predicted model, not a curated record. The transcript is spliced from 2 exons.
AUGUCUAUCACUCCCGGCUCCUCAGCUGAGGCUCUCCCUGGUGGAUCAGAUGAUGAAUUCAUUUUGAGGGAUGACGAUAGCAUCGGUGUGAUUAUCAAUGGACAUAAUCUCAACGAUUCAGGCAAACUUAUCCCAAAGCUCCUCAUUCCUCGAAACCCUAGUCAAAAUGCAAAUGAAGAGUCCAACAAGAGCUUGAAAGAUCCAAUCCCUCAAGGACUGCCAAAUGAGAUUGCAGCUACAAUCCGCACACUUUUGUGCCAAAUCGGGGAAGAUACAAACCGUGAAGGUCUCAGAAAAACACCCGACAGAUACGCAAAAGCGAUUCAAUUUUUCACAAAAGGAUACAAGGAGAAAGCGAAUGAAGUGUUAAAUGGCGCCAUUUUCAAUGAAGAAAUUGAGGACAUGGUGAUUGUGAGCGAUAUUGAUGUUUUCAGUUUGUGUGAACAUCACAUGUUGCCAUUCUUUGGAAAGGUACAUAUUGGAUACAUUCCGAACGGACGAGUGCUCGGAUUAUCGAAAUUUUCACGAAUAGUCGAAAUCUUCGCACGAAGAUUACAAGUGCAAGAGCGCUUGACGACGCAGAUAGCAGAUGCAAUAGAAGACGCGCUACAGCCACUAGGAGUCGCCGUCAUUAUAGAGUGUAAACAUAUGUGUAUGAUCAUGAGAGGAGUAGAAAAGACGGGGUCUUUGACAUCGACUCAAUGUAUGAGAGGUGUGUUGAAAGAUGGAGUGAAGGAACGAAAGAACUUUCAUGCACUGCUCGAACUGAGGAAGCGGAGCUAG